GCUGGUGUUGACUUGCCUUUGAUUACUCAGGGAAUGCUACAAGACGUAGAGUGAGCUGUGAUAGAUGCGGCCGCCUAGAUGACUCCACAUACUUCUUGGUUCCUGAUGGGGAAGCUGGGCGCCUGCUCAAAAUUACGCCAGUCUAUGCUGAUCAGUAAGUAGCUGUCGAAUGUUUGAUGGAAUGAUACUCAUGGAGUGACCCUUGUGGGUCCGUUUCUACGGAAUACUGUCUAUUCACCAGCCAAGACACGCCAUGUUACCUGCUGGCUGAUCGCUAACAAUGACCUCGCUGCAGGUGCUCAGCAGAACGCUUACCGUGUCUUGUGUGCUCCAUGCUGAAAGCGACCUCUCGCCAACGUGGUCCCAACGUAAUGGAAACCCUAUUUCGGUGUCACACUGCAGGCUCAAGGUAUCGUUGACGUUACAAAGAGGGCUUGAUUUGCGUUGGACCAAUGUACAUGGGGUUCCACACUUCGUGGCUCCAAAACGUGCUCGCAGUUCGAGUCAGAGCGAGCUAAACGCAGCUGUUGUCGGUCGGCUCGUGCAGUUUUUGCGCGCUACUGGUAAUGACAGACGUCUGGAUGGGAGGAGCUUUCAUUUUAUUACUCGAUCAAAACAGGGCCUCCACCGCCGUAUUCCGCCGCUGACGCCCGACGAUUCCAACUUGAUGGUCACAAGCAUGAGAAGACGGGACAGAUCCAAAGGCCCUUUCGAGAUUCAAAAUAUUCUUUGUCCUACGAGACAGGAUCGUUGAUGACACCGGAAUAUGUUGUGAGCGUCAAAGCCGCGGCUGCAGCCGAAAGCGGAACCACACUCGGACAUUUUCGCGUCUUUGGUUGUCGAAAAUGGCGGCCAUCUCCGACAUGGAUUACGUUGUUCCUGUUGGGCUAGCCGACCGGGUAGGCGGUGCUGAGA
Messenger RNA from Cucurbitaria berberidis CBS 394.84, 915 nucleotides. RefSeq lists its product as uncharacterized. Lineage: Eukaryota; Fungi; Ascomycota; Dothideomycetes; Pleosporales; Cucurbitariaceae. Bases 281 to 754 code for a protein of 157 amino acids. The transcript has a single exon. The record is from RefSeq and is a predicted model, not a curated record.